CGGGGUCCCGCUGGCCCUCGGCGAGCAGGCCCGACGCCCGGGGAGCGCCGUGCGCGUGCCCAGCGGCGCCGGCUGCGGGAUCGCGGCCCCGAGGCCGAGCCCUGCGCGGAAACGCCGCCCCGCAGAGAGGUCUGGGUCUAGAGGCAGCUCUGCGUGCGCUGCACGGGGCAACGCACAGCGCCAGGACGUGGGCCUGCACGGCAGGAAGGGUGCGGGGUGCGCGGGGGCCAGUGCGACGAUCUCGCUCCAACCCGGCCCUGCACUCAGGCACCUCUCGGCUCCUUCCUCUUCGGGCUGGGAACGAACUACAGAUCCCGGCACGCCCUUGCGGCCUGGCGUGUGUGCCUGGCUGCGACGGAAGAGGCCGCCCGAGAGUGCGCGUCAUUUCCGUCGCGCGACCGGACCCACGUUCUGUAGUCGUGAACAGAGGCCUCGAACGGCGUCCGGCUUCCGGUUUCGCGCGUCGGAAGUGACGCCAACCCGAUGCGCCACGGCGCCGAGCGCGGAGGCCGGGUCGCGAUGCGCGGCGUCCUGUGUGCGCCGGCGGCCGGGGCCGUCCGGACGCUGAGGUUCGUGCGCUGGGCUUCCCGCGCCCAGCCGCCGCCGGGUGGUCGAGCGCAGGCCCCGCCCGCGGCCGAGGAAGAGGAUGACCCUGACCGUCCCAUUCACUUUUCCUCCAGCCAAGCCCACCCGUCCCGCUGGACGGUGCAGCAUUCUCUGGGGAAGGAGCAGCGGCGGCCCUGGUGGAGGGUGUUGCCCUUCAGCCUCUCUCUCAUGGCUCUGGUCUUCUGGUGCUUCCUGCGGCAGGAGACCGGCGCGGACCGGUGGAUGAAACAGGUGUUCGGGGAAGAGGAGGCAGAGCCCGGCGAGGGUUCGCAGGAGCCCGGAGCUCCGGCUGCCCACCAGGCGAGGACUUAGCGGGCUGGCGGCGCGGGGACAGCGGGGGACGCGGGGCUGGCGGCGAGGGGACAGGCCGCCGCCCCGACGCUUUGGCCAUCGGGUUUGUCGAUUUUGCCGCCGUUGCGCGCGUCAGCGGAGUGAAGGACUCGGCGCACCGGGACGCGCUGACCCGCGUGGAAGGGGGAGCGGAAGGCCAUCCUGUCGGGACCGGCUCUCUGCCGGACACUGAUGCCCAGCGGAUACGUGCAGAGGACAUGGCGUUUCCAGAUGCUCGGGAGAGGCCUCGGUUGCGUCGUGCGCUCUUGGAUUUGUGAUGUGUCUUUCUACGGCGCGCGAUCGCGUUUCCGAAGCGGUGCUGGUGACACUCGUGAUCCCCGGAUCCAGUUCGCGGGUCUUCUGCUUUCGGGGACGGAACAGCUGGCGGAAGAGUUAACCUUCCGAUUGCAGUGUACUGUAGUGCGUAGAAAUUGCUCUUAGUUUUACAAACUAAUUGACAGUACAUUUUAAUUUGGUAAUGUGGAAUUAAGCCGAUCCCCUCCCCUUGUUUGCGUUUCAUUUUAGAAAAAUAAGGGGGGGGAGACUUUUAGUCCUUUCCAGUUCCUUUGUUCUUCUGUGUUCCCAGAGUAGGAACUGAGGAAAGAAAUCUAAAUGUAAAUUGUGGAAUUUACAAAGGAUGCCGGAAAUAAUGAACUUCAUCAGCUCUACAGAUUUUUAGGUGUAACAGUUUUCUGGUGACAGAAAAAGGUCACCAGAUUUUCUGAACAGAAUAAGACUGAUAAGUAUUUCUUUUUCUUUUUCCUUUUUUUUGGGUGAUUUUCUUUUUUU
Enhydra lutris kenyoni (northern sea otter) is the source of this 1725-nucleotide messenger RNA. RefSeq names its product chromosome unknown C16orf91 homolog. The transcript has 2 exons. Bases 484 to 918 code for a protein of 144 amino acids. The record is from RefSeq and is a predicted model, not a curated record. NCBI's taxonomy places the organism in Eukaryota, Metazoa, Chordata, Mammalia, Carnivora, Mustelidae.